CUUCAUCUCAUCAUUUGCUUUCCUUUCCAGGGACUAAAGACAUGUGGAGAGCCUACUCUGACAUGAGAGAAGCCAAUUACAAAGGUGCAGACAAAUACUUCCACGCCCGGGGGAACUAUGAUGCCGCACAGAGGGGACCUGGGGGCGCUUGGGCGGCCAAAGUGAUCAGCAACGCCAGAGAGAAUUCUCAGAGAGUCACAGACUUUUUCAGGCACGGAAGCAGCGGCCACGGAGCAGAGGACUCGAAGGCUGACCAGGCCGCCAAUGAAUGGGGCCGGAGCGGCAAAGACCCCAACCACUUUCGACCUGCUGGCCUGCCUGACAAGUACUGAGCUUCCUCUUUGCUCUGCACUCAGGAGAGAGGCUGCGAGCCCUCUGAGGGCAGGGACACGGAGUCAUUGAGUUCUCUGUCCACAGAGGCUGAUGGAGGGCACCUGACAGGUGUCUAAUAAAUGCUUAAGAGAUUGUUGGAAA
This is a messenger RNA of Herpailurus yagouaroundi (jaguarundi), 474 nucleotides long. Its product is annotated as serum amyloid A protein. The transcript is spliced from 2 exons. Gene Ontology annotation, cellular component: extracellular region. The record is from RefSeq and is a predicted model, not a curated record. Lineage: Eukaryota; Metazoa; Chordata; Mammalia; Carnivora; Felidae. Bases 42 to 332 code for a protein of 96 amino acids.